AUGGAGGGGUACAACCGUACUAAAAACAUUUUGAAACCUAAUCAUGGGAAUACAAGUGAAAUUGUUAGGGCAUAUGUAAAAAACAUACAAGAGUUGCCUACAAUAACUGGCAGGAAAGUAAACAAGAUACAUGAAUUUAUUAAGAACCUGAGCUACAAUGUACAAUCGUUAGAAACAUUGGGUAAACUAUCGCAGAGUUUGUCAAUGGUACGGGGUGUUAUAGAGAAAUUACCUGGUAUUAAGGCAGAGUUGGUCACAAAUCAGGUUGGAUGGCAAGAUUGGGGAUUUGCUGAUUUGUUAAAAGCUCUGGAAAAUUGGAAAGCAAUACAUCCGGUGGAAAGUUCAAACGAAGUUGUUACCGAACAUAACCCUAGGACCCCAUACAACCGCAAUCAUUCGUUCUUCUCCAAAGAUUCCUCAACACCAAAGGGUUGCGUUUACUGUAAUGAUGAACAGCACAAGUCGUAUGAAUGUAAGAAGGGUUGCUACACCAACUGA
Molecule: messenger RNA, 498 nt
Organism: Paramuricea clavata
Lineage: Eukaryota; Metazoa; Cnidaria; Anthozoa; Malacalcyonacea; Plexauridae
Source: the annotation of a GenBank genome assembly